This is a messenger RNA of Drosophila miranda, 5048 nucleotides long. It is a transcript of the gene Arms, whose product is annotated as kinase D-interacting substrate of 220 kDa. The transcript has 9 exons. The record is from RefSeq and is a predicted model, not a curated record. The coding region runs from base 394 to 5028 and encodes 1544 amino acids. Gene Ontology annotation, molecular function: protein binding. NCBI's taxonomy places the organism in Eukaryota, Metazoa, Arthropoda, Insecta, Diptera, Drosophilidae.
UUUCCAGCAGAGUGCGCCGCGUGCGCUCCACUCACCGACUAAUCGCCGCUUUUAUAUUCCAGAUAGAUUAUAGUCGGGCAAUUUGCAUUUCUCUAAAGCUAAACAAUAUACUACGUGUUUACCUAUACACAUACCCGUAAUCCGUAAUCACAGACGAAUCAGAAUCGUUCCGGGGAGAUGCUCCUCAGUGCUGUGGUGUCUCUGUCUCCGUCUGGGCGGCCCCAAAACGGGAAACGAUAGUCGCGAGUAAAUAUUUGGCCCGGGGCUUAAGUCCAGUGACACGCUGUAAACUGAUAAUAAAAGUGUACUAAAAGAGUUACACACUCCACUCCCGUGGUAUUGGAGGUGGUUCCAGGUUGCCAAUAGAGAGAGAGAGAGAGAGAAAGAGCCGGAAUGAAGCGCACACCCAAAUUGCACGAGGUGGGGCGGGCCUACUCGGAGAUGUCGCCCCUCAAUCCGGGCUCUCCGCCUGCACCGGUGGCCAGUACCAGCGGCUAUGGAAGCAUUUUUCCCUUCGGCCUGCUGCGCGGCUCCUUCGGUCGCGGCGGUAAUGCUGCGGUUCAGAACAUAAAUCGCUACGGAGAAUCCAUGGGUUCGCUGGGACAUCGCGCCUUGCUGCAGUUCAUCGAUAAUAAUGAUAUCUCCGGGCUGCGCGCCAUCCUUGACAGCCGGCAUCUAAACAUCGAUGAUCGGGAUGAGAAUGCCACCACCGUGCUGAUGGUUGUGGCCGGACGGGGUCUCACAGCAUUCGUUCGGGAAUUCCUGGCACGCGGCGCCGAUGUCCAGGCCGAGGAUCUGGACAACUGGACCGCUCUGCUGUGUGCCUCCCGCAAUGGGCACUUUGAUGUCGUCCAACUUCUACUGGAUCAUGGCGCUGAGGUCGAGCAUCGCGAUAUGGGUGGCUGGACGAGUCUGAUGUGGGCCGCCUAUCGGGGGCACACGGAACUGGUGCGGCUGCUGCUGGAAAAGGGGGCCGAUGGCAAUGCGCAUGGCAACUACCACUUGGGGGCCCUGCUCUGGGCGGCGGGACGGGGUUUCAAGGACAUUGUGGAGCUACUGGUGCAGUGCGGUGCCAAGGUGAAUGUCGGCGACAAGUACGGAACGACAGCCCUCGUCUGGGCCUGUCGACGGGGCAACGUGGAGAUCGUGGACACUCUGCUGAAGGCCGGUGCCAAUGUGGACACUGCUGGGAUGUACUCAUGGACUCCACUGUUGGUGGCAGCUGCCGGUGGACACACGGACUGCGUGAGUUCCAUUCUGGAGAAGAAGCCGAAUGUGAAUGCUCUGGAUAAGGAUGGAAUGACGGCCCUGUGCAUCGCCAGUCGUGAGGGAUUCCAGGAUAUUGCUGCCUCCCUGAUAGCAGCCGGCGCUUACAUCAAUAUCCAGGAUCGUGGGGCGGACACGCCCCUCAUUCACGCCGUAAAGGCCGGUCAUCGCACCGUUGUGGAGGCGCUGCUGAAGAAGCACGCAGACGUGGAUAUCCAGGGCAAGGACCGCAAGACGGCCAUCUACACGGCCGUGGAGAAGGGCCACAUCCAGAUCGUGAAGCUGCUGCUAUCCACGAACCCCGACCUGGAGUCGUCCACCAAAGACGGCGACACACCGCUCAUGCGGGCCGUGCGCAAUCGCAAUCUGGAGAUAGUCCACAUGCUGCUCGACCGCAAGGCCAAGGUGAUGGCCGCCGAUAAGCGCGGCGACACCUGUCUGCACAUAGCCAUGCGGGCGCGCAGCAAGGCAAUAGUGGAGGCGCUCCUGCGCAAUCCCAAGCACAGCCAGCUCCUGUAUCGGGCGAACAAGGCGGGCGAGACGCCCUACAACAUCGACACCCUGCACCAGAAGACGAUACUCGGCCAGGUGUUUGGGGCCAGGCGUCUCAACACCAACGAGGACUCCGAGGGCAUGCUGGGCUACGAGCUGUACUCCUCCGCCCUGGCAGAUGUGCUCAGCGAGCCCACGCUGACGACGCCCAUCACCGUCGGACUCUACGCCAAGUGGGGCAGCGGCAAGAGUUUCCUGCUCAACAAACUGCGCGACGAGAUGAACAACUUUGCCAAACAGUGGGCCGAGCCGCCGGCCAAGACCAGCGGCCUCCUGUUCAUCGUGUGUCUGCACGUGGCGUUGCUCAUCGGCACCAUUGUCGGGCUGAGCACCUGGUCGACGGUCUGCGGCGUGUCAUCUGCCGCAGCCUUCAUGCUGGUGGCCUACCUGUUGCUGGCGGCUGUGAAAUACUGCAACUACCAGAUGGACAUGCUCUGGGCCUAUUCCGUGCAGCAUGGUCUGGAGAAGCGAAUGACACGGCUGCGCCUCAUCCUGCAGGUGGCAUUCUGCCACCCGCCUGGCCCCCAGUCCGAUUCCCAAGCCAAGCCGGUGCGCUUCCACUUUGCGGAGGCCAACAGUGCAUCGCCGACGGGCGACGGAGCCGUGGCCCACAUGCUGGCGGCCCUUCUGGGUGCCUUGGAGUCACACUACGGCUGGCUGGCCACCCGCCUGUACCGCGCCUUCCGCCCCAAGUGCCUCAAGGCGGACGUGGGCUGGCGCUGGCGGCGCAUGUGCUGCAUUCCCAUUGUCGUAAUCUUCGAACUGGCGCUGGUCACCCUGGUAACUGGCAUCUCCCUAAUCGUGGCCUACUUCACGUACGCCAAUGCCAAGGAGCGGGAGCAGAUCCAGGUGGUGCUCUAUGUGGUGGCCGCCAUCCUGGGCACCCUCAUCUGCACGCACCUGCAUGUUCUGGCCAAGGUAUGCGUCGCCCUGUUCACCUCCCACAUCCGGCAGCUGAAGCGAGCGGUGCGCACCAGCGAAACGGCACCCCUGACGAUGCUCGGCGCCGAGGUUGCGGUGAUGACGGACAUGGUCAAGUGCCUGGACUCGUUCACCAAUCAGCAGAGCCGGCUGGUGGGCGUGAUCGAUGCCCUCGACUCAUGCGACACGGAACGCAUCCUCACCCUGCUGAACGCCGUCCAGACGCUGCUCUCCACGCCGAACCGUCCCUUUGUGCUGCUCAUUUCGGUGGAUCCCCAUGUGAUUGCCAAGGCGGCGGAGGCCAACAGUCGACGCCUGUUCACCGAGGGUGGCAUCGGGGGCCACGACUUCCUGCGGAACCUGGUCCAUCUGCCCGUCUACUUGCAAAACUCCGGGCUGCGCAAGGUGCAGCGAGCCCAGAUGACCGCCCUGCUGUUCAAACGGAGUGGCGGCGGCGGUGAGUACCAGAACGACGAUGGACCCACCCUGGGGCACUCUGUAUCCGCGCGACGUCUGUCCAAUGCCUCGGAGAUAGUUUCGAGCCAGGAGAAACUGCGUGGGCCGGCACGACCAGGCGGGGCCAAGAAGCUGCGCCUCUCCGAGUCGGUGGCCAGCUCGACGGGCUCCAAUCUGCAUCGCCUGGGUCAAAAUCCCCAGGGUGUGCUCGACCUCUCGCGGAUAGUGCUCACCGAUGACUACUUCAGUGACGUGAAUCCGCGCAGCAUCCGGCGGCUGAUGAACGUCAUCUACAUCACGGUGCGGCUGCUGAAGGCCUUCCAGAUUGACUUUAGCUGGUACCGUCUCAGCUCCUGGAUCAACCUGACGGAACAGUGGCCCCUGAGGGCCAGCAUGAUAGUGCUCCAUCACGACCAGUUCAUGGACACCAAUGCGGAUGAGAAUGUCUCCCUGCAGAGCGUAUACGAGAAACUGCGGCCCAAGCUUGCGUAUUUGCGAGAGGCUGCACCGCUUCUGGAGCUGGAUCGGGAUGAGCGGAAGCUGGAUGCCUUCCUGCAGCUCCACAAAUCGGACUUGCUUGUGGCAGACUUGCGCAUCUUUCUGCCCUUCACCAUCAAUUUGGAUCCGUAUUUAAGGAAGGUUCUGAAGGAGGAUCAGCAGACGAUUGAGGAUGAGAGCUCGCUUGUAAUCCAAAACAGACCGAGCGUAUACAACCAAAUGCGUCAACAGCCAGCGCCCACCACAUAUGUGCCUUCGCCACAGCCACAGCCCUAUCCGCCCUACCAAGUGUUCCAGAACGAUUUUGUGCCCAACGAGAUGCGAUCGAGGAACCUCAGCUCAAGUACGGAGCCCGUAUCGCCGCUGAUUGCCUCGCCAAGCGAUUCCUUUGGCGAGGACAUAUUGCUGACGCGUCUCACGGAUCUGACAGUGGAGGGUGUCAUCAGCCUGCUAGAGCGCAUUGAUGACAUGAAGCCGGCCAUGACGAAGCUGGCGCCGGUGCUCCGUGAUAAUGCCAUCAAUGGACGCGUACUAAAGCACUGCGAUAUGCCAGAUCUCAAAUCGGUGCUGGGCCUGAGCUUUGGCCACUGGGAGCUGUUUCGCCUGCUGAUCACAACGCUGAGGGAAUGCGAGCGACAGCCGAGGAAGCAGAAUCGCGCACUGCCGCAGGUCGCCGCUGUGGAGGCGCCGCCAGUUACUGUUCCCAUGAUCAAGGACGUGACGGAUGCCCUGGUGCCGCCGCGCGAGUCCUUGUCGCGCAAGAACUCGGUCAGUCACAUGGAGAAGCAGGUCACACUGGAGGAGCAAAUGAUUUGCGGCACUUUGCAAACGCUCAACGAGGAGGCGUACGAGGACGUGGCCAGCAGUGAGCGACCCAGUCCCACAGGUGAGAUGUUAGCUACAGCCUCACAACUGCAAUUGGCACCCAUACGCGAGUCCUCCGAGUUCGGCUCGCCCUCCGACGAGCUGAAGCUGACUAGCAUCCUGCAGCACCAUGCCAAGACUCAGAACAACAACAACACGCACGCGGUGCCGGGCUCGUACUUGCAUGCCGAUUACAAUCGCAGCGCCAGCUCCCAUUCCCUACAGAGUCUGGGCGCUGGUGGUGGCAAUGGGGGCAACGGUAACGGUAACGAGUAUUGCGGUAGCACCUUCGAUCUUAUGCAUGUAGAAUCUGUCGGUGGCGGUAUCAAUGAGAUGCAUCGUGCUGCGGCACGACAAAUCUCGAUUAGCAGCGAGCGGCUAACCGAACCCAGCUCUCUGCCCCUGCCCCUGGUGGUGGUUAUACCCAAUGGCUCCUCGGGGGAGCAGCACUACGACGACACAAAGCUGUGAGAUGUCCAGUCUUUGCCGUC